AUGUCCUCUCGAAGGAUCAUAUCGUCGGAGAAGACCAUUCUCGAGAAGGAUGAUGCUGUUGGCGCCAGCCCGGCGGCAAGCCAGCAGUCAAACAUAGCUCCGGCCGUGCCCGCGGAUGUCAUCAUUAAACUAUUGGCUUUCACCUUUGCCAUGAUCAUCAUCCCCAUCGGGUCAUACUUUGCCUCUGUCAACACAAUUUUCAAAGGCAACUCAACAUUCGCGGGUGCGCUUGCGGCCGUCAUGGCCAACGCCGUGCUCAUCGGCUAUGUUAUCGUCGCCAUGAGAGAAGACCAGUCGGACCGUGAGGCACAAGGCAAGAAGACGGACACCAAGAAAGACCGCUGA
Messenger RNA from Thyridium curvatum, 345 nucleotides. RefSeq lists its product as uncharacterized. The transcript is spliced from 3 exons. Lineage: Eukaryota; Fungi; Ascomycota; Sordariomycetes; Thyridiales; Thyridiaceae. Gene Ontology annotation, biological process: vacuolar proton-transporting V-type ATPase complex assembly. The coding region runs from base 1 to 345 and encodes 114 amino acids. Gene Ontology annotation, cellular component: endoplasmic reticulum membrane. The record is from RefSeq and is a predicted model, not a curated record.